GUGAAAAAAAAAAGAGACAUUGGUUUUAAAGUCUUUUCAAUAAAUCUUCUUUAUCACGUUAGAUAAUAUACCACCAUGCAGUUAGCUGUUCACCAGGACGAUGCCAACAUUUUGUUGAAGGAAAGAAACAAUUUGACCGAGUCGACCUUAGAUAAAUACAGAACUGCCGGACAAAUUGCCCAAACUGGAUUAAAAUAUGUUAUUUCAUUAAUUAAUGAUUCAUAUCAUUUAGGAAAAGUUGAUAGACCAUACAGUGUACAAGAGUUAUGUAUCUUAGGGGAUUCCAUGAUACAUAAGUUAUUGAGUAAAGUUUAUGCAAAUACUGAAAAAGUUAGAGAAAAAGGGAUUGCGAUGCCGGUCAAUAUUGAUGUUAAUGAAUUUGUUAAUGGAUUUUCACCAGAACUUGAUGAUAAUAAUGAUUAUACCUUCAAGCAAGGAGACACUGUUACUAUUACCUUGGGUGUUCAAAUCGAUGGGUAUACUGCCAAUAUAUCACAUACUAUUGUGAUCUAUCCACCAGGGGUUGAAAUUGAAGGAGAAUUGAAACCAAGUGGACCAUUAUUAGGACCAGAGGCUGAUUCUAUGAUUGCCAGUAAUAUUGCCAACGAAGCGGUUGUUGCCUUAUUAGGAUUAAGUUUAACUCCAGAAAAAUUAAGUAAUUUACCAUUACAAGCCAUUGGAGGAAAUGACAAGGUGAUUAGUGGUAAAAUGAUAAGAAAUUUAGUUAAUUCAAUUGCUGAGUCAUUUAAUUGUGUUGUUGUACCAGGAUCUAAGGUGAGAAGAGUGCGUAGAUUUUUAGCAGGACAAGCUGAAGGGAUAGUUGCCGAAACUGAUUUUAAAGGGGUUGUUUGGGAUGAAUCUGAUCAAGAAACCAAUUUAAUGAAGAGAAGUUCAAAUGAUACUGAAUUAAUCACUCAAGAAGAUGCACGUAAAAGUGGGAACAUUAGUAAUAAUUCCAGUGCAAUUCCAAGUGAUGAAUUUAUUAUAAGUGCUGAUGAAGUUUAUAAUAUUGAUAUUAAAAUGACUUCAAUUAAUAAAUUUGAAAAAGAAGUUGGGUUAAUUACAUUGAAAGAAAUUGAUGAAUUUAGUGGGAAAAAUAAUCAAAAAGAUGAAUUUAUUAGUAAAUCAACAAUUUUCAUAAGAGAUUUUGCAAUCACUCAUCAAUUAAAAUUGAAAAGUUCUCGUAAAUUAUUAGGUCAUAUCGAUAAAACAUAUUCAGUUUAUCCUUUCAAAUUAUCUCACACCUGUGAAUCCUUCCCAAUUAAAUUUAAUGAUAACAUUUUCCAACAAUUAGAUAAAAUAAAGAACGAAUUGAAAACCAAUAAAUUAGGUUUAAGUGAAUUAAGCAAUAGAUAUUUAGUUAGGGGUAAACCAAUUCAAACCACCCAAUUUUUACCUUUAGAAAUCAUUUUGAAAAGUGCUAAUCCAACCGGUAGACAUGGUAUUGAUUCAAAUAAACCAGUGUUACCAGGUAUGGAAAUCCCAUUACCUCAAUUAGGAAUCUCUUCAUUAAAAUUGAAAUCUUUAUUGAAACAUUCAAAACCAGUUGGUGGUGUUUCCCGAGAAUCCACCACCGUGGUUUUAAAUUCAAAUAAUCAAGAAGUCAUUAGAUUAACCGGUGGUAAUAAAACCGUUAAUCCAAGUUGGACUCAUUCUAAUUUCCAAUUGAAUGACUCCAUUAGUCAAUUUGUUAAUCAAUUAAGUGAUUUAACCCAAGACUCAAGAUUCGGCAUCAAAAUUAAAGAAGUCCAGCCUUUGAAAAUCAAUAACGAAGUCUUAAAAAUUGAAGAUUCAAUGCAAUUAGAUUAGUCUGCAAAAUAAUAUAUAUCUCUCUUUGUAUACCGGCCAGUGUAGCGGUACGGAGGCAGCACCGGUGGGAGGAGGUACGGAUGGGUGUCGGGUGGGAUUUCCCGAUUUGCCACCAGCGCAGUGUUCCUCCCGACACGGGCGGCGUGUCUGAGCUUUGUUCUUUUUGUCUGAAUGACAGACAAAAAAACUAUUGCUGAACAUUAACAGUUCACCCGAUUCCGCUAAUAAAGAAAACCCACUAACAAAAC
Molecule: messenger RNA, 2057 nt
Organism: Hyphopichia burtonii NRRL Y-1933
Lineage: Eukaryota; Fungi; Ascomycota; Pichiomycetes; Serinales; Debaryomycetaceae
Gene: ARX1
Product: putative hydrolase
Exons: 1
Coding region: 76-1809 (577 amino acids)
Source: RefSeq, a predicted model, not a curated record